UAUAAAGAAAAGACCUCAAAGAAAGGGAGGUCAAUCAGACCCUGCAUCUCAGGCUCCAACAUCCAACUUUGUUCAUUCUUAAAACUCUUCGAGUUCUCACCAUCCCAUGUCGAAUUUUGGUAUUCAAGGCCAACUUCUUGAGGUCACUGUUGUUGGGUGCAACAAGUUGAAAGACACCGAGUGGAUUUCACGGCAAGACCCGUACGUGUGCCUAGAAUAUGGUAGUACCAAGUUCCGCACCAGAACUUGUACUGAUGGACAUAAGACUCCGGUAUUUCAAGAGAAGUUUGUGUUUUCGUUAAUUGAAGGCCUUAGAGAGAUAAAUGUUGCAGUUUGGAACAGCAAUACCCUUACAGUAGACGAUUUCAUCGGUAGUGGAAAGGUUCAAUUGGUGAAGGUUCUUUCGCAGGGUUUUGACGACACCACUUGGCCUCUGCAGACUAAAACUGGGAGACACGCAGGAGAAGUGCGACUAAUAAUGCAUUAUUCUAAUGCCACUAAACCUGCAUCAAGCUGUGCUCCGUCAGCACCACCAUAUGGAAUGCCGCCUGUACCCCAAGCUCCUGUAUACCCAACCAAUUCAGCCUACCCAACCUCAUCUCCCUACCCAAACAAUUCAGCCUACCCUACCUCAUCUCCCUACCCAACCAAUUCAGCCUAUCCAACCUCAUCUCCCUACCCGACCAAUUCAGCCUACCCAACCUCAUCUCCCUAUUCUUCAUAUCCACCUAAUUCAGCAGGUUAUCCACCAUCCCUAUACUCGGCACCACCGCCAUCUACCUAUCCUCCCCCACCAUACCCACCAACAUCAGCUUAUCCUCCACCUCCAUAUCCACCACCUCCACAAGCUUCACCAUAUUAUCCUCCAGGUCCUUAUUCUGGAGCAUAUCCUCCACCACCAUACUAAGAAUGGCUUGACUGCUUGCAUUUGGAAUUGAAAGGAGUGAAGCGUGAACAUAUUUAGUUUAUGCUGGUUGCGGGUGUUUGUGUACUAAGGUCAUUUUUUUGUAGUUAACAAGAAUUUUAAAUGUUUCAUAAGAUUUUAAUGAAAAAAUCUCCUUCUCUGUUCCUUUUU
Messenger RNA from Quercus lobata, 1075 nucleotides. RefSeq names its product Calcium-dependent lipid-binding (CaLB domain) family protein. The record is from RefSeq and is a predicted model, not a curated record. The coding region runs from base 107 to 907 and encodes 266 amino acids. The transcript is spliced from 7 exons. Lineage: Eukaryota; Viridiplantae; Streptophyta; Magnoliopsida; Fagales; Fagaceae.